Molecule: messenger RNA, 1605 nt
Organism: Ornithodoros turicata
Lineage: Eukaryota; Metazoa; Arthropoda; Arachnida; Ixodida; Argasidae
Exons: 1
Coding region: 1-1605 (534 amino acids)
Molecular function (GO): zinc ion binding; nucleic acid binding
Source: RefSeq, a predicted model, not a curated record
AUGGCAACUCCGAAGUCAGAGCUGAGCCUAGGAAGUAACCUUACUGGACCAGUGUCACUGCCGUACGGAAUAUCGCCUUUGGACGUAUCAAACCCGGAGGCAUGGAGCAGCUACAAGGAACGGUUAUCCUUCUUCUACGAAGCCACGGGCGUAGCUGCACCGGAGAAGCAGCGCGCUAUCUUCAUGACGGUAUGUGGCGACAACGCAUACGUUCUUCUACGUUCACUAUUGCAACCUAAGCAAGUGUCGGAGGUGCCAUACAAGGAUAUUGUUAAAGUCCUUGAUGAAUACUUCAUGCCUAAGCCAUCUGAAAUUGUUAGGCGCGUGUCUUUCAUGCGCCGAACACAAAGACAGGAUGAGUCUAUAGCGACGUACGCUGCCGAACUUAAGAAGCUGAGCGAGUUUUGUAACUACUCAUUGCUGGAAGAAAUGCUGCGUGACAGAUUCGUAGCAGGCAUACGCGAAGAAACGAUACAGAGGCGUCUCUUUGAAGAGACUGACCUAACGUUCAAAAAAGCGUAUGAGCUGGCGCUGGCAGCAGAAGCUUCUCGAAAAAGUGUAAGCCUCGUCCGAACGCCGCUUCCGCCAGCCCAGGAAGUGUUAUCAGCAAAUCUUCACAAGAUAAAACUGUCAGCUGAAUCAAGGGCGUCCAAAGACUGUUGUUACCGAUGCGGAGGCGAACACGAUGGUUCUAGUUGUCGUUUCAAAACAUAUAAAUGUAACCUUUGUGGCAAGGUUGGUCAUCUUGCAAGAGCAUGUAGAUCCAGGAAGGGAGGGAAGGGUGCCUCACGAGCAAGGCCAGCCCAUGGCAAGGCAUUUAAGAUUAGCAAUGCUGAGGAGUUUACGGUGGGAAUAAUCAACAGAACUCAAGAAAGCGAGGUUACUGAACCAAUUAUAAUGUCAGUGAACAUUAACGGAAAACCCCUCUCAAUGGAAAUUGACUCAGGGGCAGGACACUCUAUGAUAAGUGAGGCCACGCUCAGAAGGCUGUGGCCAGUACCCCCGAAACUUGUCCGCAAGAAUGUCGUGUUGAAAACAUGGUCCAAGGAGACUCUUCCGGUUCUGGGGGCAUUUCCCGUCGAAGUCCGGCACGGCAAUGAUGUACACCACCUUGAAGUGUUGAUUGCGAAGGGAGACUGCCCAAGUCUGAUUGGACGGAAUUGGUUCAAGGCAUUGAACAUCUCUGUAGAUGUUGUGAACACAGUAGAGUCAAUGGAUCGUAAAUGGAUGCAAUAUCCGGUGUUCCAACGAGAAUUUGGGAGAUACACUGGGCCGAACGUGACUUUAAACAUGCCGCCAAGCGCAAGCCCUAUCUACCUCAAGUCGAGACAGAUUCCGUUCGCCAUGCGCGAUAAGGUGGAUGAAGCGCUAGAAGUUAUGAUUGCGGAAGGUAUAUUGGAGCCGGUUACAUUUUCUAACUGGGCAACACCGAUAGUACCAGUCUUCAAGAAAGAUGGAUCCGUGAGAAUCUGCGGUGAUUAUAAAGUAACAGUGAACAGGGCUUUACUGCCGGAUCGAUACCCGCUACCCACUGCAGACGAAAGUUUUGGAAAUAUUGCGGGAGGAGAGUUCUUCUCAAAGCUAGAUUUGUACCAAGCCUACUAG